This is a messenger RNA of Lacerta agilis (Sand lizard), 2292 nucleotides long. RefSeq lists its product as uncharacterized. The transcript is spliced from 13 exons. Bases 25 to 2292 code for a protein of 755 amino acids. Gene Ontology annotation, cellular component: external side of plasma membrane. Gene Ontology annotation, biological process: immune response. The record is from RefSeq and is a predicted model, not a curated record. Lineage: Eukaryota; Metazoa; Chordata; Lepidosauria; Squamata; Lacertidae.
AAAGGGGGCGCCGUUUGGGGGGAGAUGGGGGUCCUCCUCCGCUGGGCCCCCCUGAUUCUGUGGGCGGCUGCCCACCUGCUGCUGCUCCUGGACUGCGCAGGCUCCACUUCUCACUCUCUGCGCUACUUCUACACAGCCGUGUCUGAUCCUGGCCAGGGGCUGCCCCAGUUCAUUGCUGUGGGGUACGUGGAUGACCAGCAAUUCAUUCAGUAUGACAGUGACACCAAGGAGGCGCUGCCUCGCGUCCCCUGGAUAAGGAAGGUGGAAAAGGACAAUCCUCAGUACUGGCAGUGGCAGACUCAGAUCUCUCAGGGCUCUGAGCUGGCGUUCAGGGAGGGUCUGCACAUUCUACGGAAUCGCUACAACCAGAGCGGAGGGAUCCACACCAUUCAGCGGAUGUAUGGCUGUGAGCUGGGGUCAGGGCGCAAAGGAGGAUACAAUCAACAUGGCUAUGACGGGAGGGACUUCAUCGCCUUCGACAAGGAGACCCUCACCUGGACUGCAGCAGAUACGGGGGCCCAAGUGACCAAGAGGAAGUUGGAUGCUAACAUGAACUACAACAAGUACCAGAAAGAGUACCUGGAGGAGGCUUGCAUUGAGUGGCUGCAGAAAUACCUGGACUAUGGGAAGGAGACUCUGCUGAGGACAGAGGCUCCGGAGGUGAAGGUGACCAGGAAGGCACACUAUGACAACCUGGAGACCCUCGUUUGCCAGGUCCACGGCUUCUACCCCAAGGAGAUUGAUGCCAACUGGGUGAAGGACGGGGAGGUCUGGCACGAGGGCACCUCCCGAGGAUUGGUCGCCCCCAACUCGGAUGGGACCUACUAUGUCCUGCUCAGUGUCAAGAUCGACCCCGAGGAGAGGGACCGCUUCCGGUGCCGCGUGGAGCAUGACAGCCUGGAGAAGCCUCUGGACGUGGCCUGGGAGAAGGAGCCAGUCAACCUGGGGCUCAUUGUGGGAGCCAUUUUGGGUGUCCUGACUGCCAUCGUGCUGGUCUCUGGGAUCAUCUUCUUCAUCAGCAGGAAACGGAGUGAGAAAUUAGCCUACAAAGCCGCCUCAGUAAGCGACCGGGGGUCUGACAGCUCCUCCAGCGAAAGCGACCGGGGGUCUGACAGCUCCGACAGGUCCAACAGGGUUCACCACUUGCGCCUCGAGUUCUGCCAGGCGACGGAUUCCGCAACCUGCCCGGAGUUUUGUGAUUGGCGCAAUAUUUCCCUGUCGCCCAAUCCCGGCUCCCGCUGCUGGUGGUUCCGCAGGCGGGGCAGAGAGCGGGCCUCAGAGCGUCAGAGGAAGAAGGACGUCGCUGGAGAAAAAGGAAUAGGGUCGCCGUUUUUUGGGAGGGGGGAGAUGGGGGUCCUCUUCCGCUGGCCCCCCCUGAUUCUGUGGGCGGCUGCCCACCUGCUGCUCCUGGACUGCGCAGGAUCCACUUCUCACUCCAUGCGCUACUACUUCACAGGCGUGUCUGAGCCUGGCCAGGGGCUGCCCCAGUUCAUUUCUGUGGGGUACGUGGAUGAUCAGCUGUUCAUUCAGUAUGACAGUGACACCAAGGAGAAGCUGCCUCGCGUCCCCUGGAUAAGGAAGGCAGAAAAGGAGGAUCCUCAGUACUGGCACACGGAGACUCAGCACAUGCAGUACGCUGAGCUGGUGUACAAGGGGGAUCUGCAGACUCUGCAGAAUCGCUACAACCAGAGUGGAGGGAUCCACACCAUUCAGAUGUUAUUUGGCUGUGAGUGGAGCCCAGGCAGGAGCAAUGGAGGGCUUUGGCAGUACGCCUACGAUGGGAGGGACUUCAUCGCCUUCGACAAGCAGACCCUCACCUGGACGGCAGCCGAUAUGGGGGCCCAAGUGACCAAGAGGAAGUGGGAUGCUGACUUGGCCUGGAACAAGUACUGGAAAGCCUACCUGGAGGAGACUUGCAUUGAGUGGCUGCAGAGAUACCUGGACUAUGGGAAGGAGACUCUGCAAAGGACAGAGGCUCCAGAGGUGAAGGUGACCAGGAAGGCAGGCUAUGACAACCUGGAGACCCUCAUUUGCCAGGUCCACGGCUUCUACCCCAAGGAGAUUGAUGCCAACUGGAUGAAGGAUGGGGAGGUCUGGUAUGAGGGCACCUCCCGAGGACUGGUCGCCCCCAACUCGGACGGGACCUACUAUGUCCUGCUCAGUGUCAAGAUCGACCCCGAGGAGAGGGACCGCUUCCGGUGCCGCGUGGAGCAUGACAGCCUGGAGAAGCCUCUGGACGUGGCCUGGGAGAAGGAGCCAGGUGAGAGACAGGGAAAUGGAGGGAGAAUUUAG